Messenger RNA from Aspergillus alliaceus, 7229 nucleotides. RefSeq lists its product as uncharacterized. Gene Ontology annotation, biological process: replication fork processing; double-strand break repair via homologous recombination. Bases 178 to 6957 code for a protein of 2259 amino acids. The record is from RefSeq and is a predicted model, not a curated record. The transcript has a single exon. NCBI's taxonomy places the organism in Eukaryota, Fungi, Ascomycota, Eurotiomycetes, Eurotiales, Aspergillaceae. Gene Ontology annotation, cellular component: nucleus; Cul8-RING ubiquitin ligase complex.
GGCAAUUCUGGAUUGGCCACAAUCGGACUGCUUAUUAUUUGUUUUCACCUUCACUUAUAUCGGUCGGUCCUUUUCGCUUCCUAUUGGCAUCCGGGGCGCGGAGAGCCCUUGUUCGCGGCUAACAGCUACGAAGUAAUGGAUUACUAGGGAGAUGGGCCAUCAGCGCCAAGGAAACAAAUGGAAUCAUGGCGAGAACGAGGGUUUGUACCGGACUCAGACGAGGAUGAUGGGCUGGGCAGCCAAGAUAAGGUGGUUCAGGAUGUUGAAGGUAGUGAUGAUGAGCUUGCAGCAUCCCCCAAGCCUAAUGCGCUUAACACGACCACCCAAGCUUCCCGGAACGAUGGCACUAAAGAGGACGAGUGCCAAAAUUCCCAAGUCCCUGGGGGUGAUCUCCAACCUGUCGUAUCCAAUCAAUUGAGUGAUGAUGCGUUUGCUCGGGGGUAUGAUGAUGGAGAGAAUGACGGCGAAGUUUCUUCGGCCAUAGAGUUGUCCGACAAGGCAGCUCGGGAUAUCGCUCAAGGACUGUCGUCAGAAGGCCCCAAUGACGAGGAUGCAACUCCCAGGGGGAGGGCAUUGAAUUCACAUCCAUCUCCGACCCUAUCAGCUACUCCAAAGCCGAAUCGGCCGACGACUCCGUUAGCAGAGCAAGCGAAGGACAUAUGGGACUUUCCCAGUUCUUCUCCAGACGAGCUACAGCUGGACCAGCUUAUCUCUCGGAGAUCAACUAGCCUCCCUUCGAAAGCGCAUAGAACUGGCGAGCCACCGGAGGGUAAUAACAAUGCUGACCUUCCUCUAUCUUCUCCGCUGUCAUCCCUGCACUCUUUAGCCUUGGAUGAAGACGAACAUCGUGAACAAGAAAACACAGAGAAUCCACCACCAUUGCAGAGUAAACUGGAGGAUUUGCUCCCUCCUCUCGAUAUACCGGAGGAUAUCUUGCAAGAAUUGUCCCAGCCAACACGAAGAUCCCUGCGGCAGCGCAAUCCCAUCCAGCUACAUCCUUAUCUGUUAGAAGAUGCGAAAUACCAAAAGCUCAUGAAGGCAAGAGGCAUUCAACCAGUACGCAUCGCUCAAUACCAACGGGCAUUGCAAGCGGCGGCAGAUAGUCAAGGUCAGAGCUUUGAUAGCACCCUACCCCCUUCGAGUAGCCCUACUACGAACUUCGAAUUCCCCCCAUCGUCUCCAGCGGAGGUACAUACUACAUCUGAGGCAAGACCACCUCGAGAUCCUCAUGGUGGUCGGCAGUAUACGCGCCACCCGGACUUGUCUGGCCACGAACCCAGAGGGCCUAAGCGGCGUAAGGUGUCAAAGCCGGACGAUCAUCAACUCGCCUCCCGGUAUCAGUCUCGCCCUAAGGUGAUAAUAGAUAAUGGUACAUCUCCGAUUGGUUUAGGCGAAGAUUCGAUCCAGCACACAACCCCUAGUCCGCCACACUCUGGGAGUGUUAUCUCUUCGCAGGCCUUACGAGAUCCAAUCGAGUUCCGGUUCCCCCGAGGGUUCACGCCGCCUUCAUUAAAUACACCGAGCAAUGCCCCGAUGUUAGGGCGGAGAGACAGUGCCGGCCUUACGUACGGGGUCAGUUCCGGAGUCGAUCGAGAGCUUGUUCAUGCCCGGUCGAUAGCCUCUCGGGAUUCUGACUCAGAGAAUGAAAGAGAGGACGAAGAAGAAGACGGAGAAGAUGACAAUAGGGAUGAAGGCGCCGUUCGUGAACUACAACGUAGAAUUAAAGGUGUUCUUCCAGCUUCAUGGCUGCGAUUAGACCAACAAAGACAGAAGCAGGCACAACUGAGUUCUACACAACGAAAUCGCGAAAGAGUUUCUCGAACAGAAAGCGCCAAGGGUGUCGCUAAAAAGAUAAUUAAAAAACAUGGGCCUACAACUCUCUCAAACCCGACUGACCACUUGACAUCACUGAGACAUCUUGCCGACUCUGAUGGUAGUGAUGGGAGUGAGGGCGACGACAAUGGCGAUAAAAACAAUACACGGCGGAUGCUUGCUAAUCUGGUUGGGUUCGAUGACUCCUUCUUUGCGGAAGACAUUGGUGAGGAUAUUCCAGAAGACAAUCGCAUAGACUACAUGUUUCCAUCGGCAACCCGUGAAACUUCAGCUUCUCGAAUACAGAAGGGGAGAAAAAGACCGAGGCCUGAGGGUCAUAUUGCUCUCUCAGACAGUCGUCCUAAGCGGCUUCGCCUAAAGAGACAAGCUAGACUUACCGAUCCAAUUUACCGGCGAGAAAGGGAGAAGCAGUCUUCCUCACGCGCCCCUCCGAGACUUGGUAUUUUGGACGCUCCAGACGUCACUUCUCGGCCUCGAAACGAACAGCCUCAAUUCCUCAGAAUUGCCGCACGCAAAGCUCGGUUUCGCCGGGACCGUGGAAGACGAAGUCCUUCUGGCAAGGUUAUCAAGCUGAGUUCAACGAUGGACACAGAAGAUGCUAACACAUCGUUGCGCGAAUGGCGCGCCGGCCGUAUCUGGCAGACGAGGUUGCCUAUGCCCCAAACAAAGCCCGUUAGGCGACCACCAUUGAUGGACCUUUCUGCAAAUAAGAAAAUUGUACCCGAUAAUCAGGGUUUUCGGGUGGGAAAUAAAGAUCACUCAGUCACUGCUAGGCCGACAACCGAUCUCGAAGAGACUAAUAUUGCUCAGGGUAACAUUUCAAACCGAGAAGCUCCGACACCGACUCCAGCGUUGACAAAAAUUACUCCUUCAGAACGGUCAAUGCAGGCUGGCCAGCAGGGUAACAAUUGGAUUGUCCGGAGAAACGUUUUUGUCUCUUCUUUGAAGAGAAAUGCCCCAAGGCCUGUGGUGCCAGAAAUGGCCAGUUUUAAUGUCUCUAGAGCGCCGUCAUUCCAACGGUCACUCUCGUUGUUUAGUCGAAAACUCAAGCAAAGACGCUUGACUGAAACUGUGGAUCGAAAUCUAGCACUAGACCGAUUUCUUGCUGACAGGAAUUCGACAGCUGUUCAUCCUGAGACAGGGGGAAAUAUUUCUACUCGAGAGUCAAAUAAUGCCGAUGUAACGCUCCCAAAGCGUCCAACUCAGAUCAGGCGGAAGCUGAAGAAACGUACACCCAUGAGAUUGGAUGUUAGCUCAGUAGAAAAUCUGGGUUUACUCGCUCUGUCUCCAGGUCCAGACCCUCCUAGGAUGCAAAUGACAGAUGCACAUCCCAACACAAGAGUCUUAGACGGAAUAAACGGCUUUCAACGAUCGUACCCUGUGGAUUUCGGUAUCACUCCUCUGUGUGUUGGGACUUUUUUCCAUGAAUCUUCGUUUAUUGGAAGUGGAGAGUUUUGCCGGUCGCUCGAUAUUGGUAAACGUGACCUUGACAAAGACGCUGGCAUUCUCGCAGUGAAAGUUGGGGAUCGAACCUUUCGUUGGGGCCCUUGGAAUGAUACUGUGUCUUCUGAACUUGGUAUUGCAUUCGAUACCAUACUUGAAGAAAUGGAUAAGAGUGAUAUGGUGCCCAGAGAGGCGACCACUGGAACCAUGCCCAAUCGUACCCAUACUAUAUUCAGGCCCUUGGUCAAGUAUGUUACGGAGGCCCUAACGUUUAUCGACCCCAUUGAUAGAACGGGCUUUGUAACAAGGGCCCACUCGCUUGUUUCUAAGGUCAAUGACAACUUGACAGCCUUGGUGUCAACAACAGCCCGGGAGGCAGAGUAUCUUGCGAGAAUUGCGGCUUACAAUCUAGUAUUUGCCAACUUAACUUACCAGAUAGCCUGCCAUGCCCUCGUCAAUGACAACGUUACGGAUAACUUAUUGGAGCUCGCGAGGUUAGUUUCUAGGCAAGCCUGUACAGUCAUCUCGAGCCCAGCAGGGGAGACCAAUAUUCGCACAUUCCUCGAAGACAACAAAGUGCUCACCCAACGCGAUAAAGGGGUCCGUGAUGAAUAUCCAGCUGUGGAGGCCUACAUCAUUGUCCGGCAAAUAUUGUGCCGUACAGAGAGGCUGAAAGGAUGCUUUGAAAGCUUCAUUGCUGACUCCUUGUUGGCAACCGGAGGCUUAAGCAACACAAAGGAUAUCAAUUGCUUAGAAAGCAGAUGGCGUCGACUAUUUACCUCACUACCCUUGAGCGAAAUUGAUGCUACUGGACUUUCUCGAAGCGGAUUACGUUUUAGGGAGACUUGCGACAACUGGAGAUUGGCAAAACAAUUACUGUGUCCUGUUUUAGAGAGCUACGAGCCGAAUUCCUCAGCCUCUAUCUCCUAUAACAGUUACUGCCGAGCUCUGUUUCACAGGUGCUUCCAUCUCCUGAAUGGCUGGGGCUGGAGGGAUUGCAAACUAAUUCUAGAUACUCUCUAUGAUUUCUUUGCUAAAAACACCCUGUACAACCUGAAACAGGAAGAAAACUACACGUCUCCCUCAUUUUUGGAUGAGCUUGACCGUAAUCCAUCUCUUGAUGUCACUCCAAGUGAUCCAUGCUUCCAUGUAUUCUUGAAGAUCAUCGCAAGUGGCUUGCGCUUCUUGUCUAAGAAGUAUGAUAAGAAGAAAGUGCGGAAUUUUGCAUGGCGUUUGUUGCCGAAUCAUGGCCGAGUAUAUCCCAAAGAACAAUCUAUCCACCAGACAGAUCUGGAUGCUUUGAAAAACCACCAUGAUCUCCUCUGUACUUUGUACUUUGCAGUUCCAGAUGGGUGCCGGCCUCGAUUAGAGACGAUAAAAGACCUUGUGCAUCCUGCUAGCUCCCACCGUGAAACAUGCAACAUCAGCCUUCAGUCAUGGACUAGACUUGUACGCUUCAAGUUGUCGACGGACGAGGAUGUAUCUGGGUUGGAGCCGUUUGCUGAUUGGCAUGGUUACUUUGUUAACGAGUUUAUUAAGCAGCACAUGCUUGCUCGAAGGGAAAUAGAAGCGCAGAACACAAAGGACAAUCAAUUUUCCCGCCAGCUGAUCGAACGGACAAUUUCGCAGAAUCAGAGACAGAUCGAGUCUCUCCUGAAAACUGCUCUAAAUGGCUUACAAAACGCAAUCCAAUCAGCCCCGACGCUAGAGCAUGCCCACAAACUCAUCUCUAAGUCGCCUAUCGGUAUAUUAUUGGGUCUGUUCAACCCCAGGGUUGCUCGCGUGAAUACCACUGUGUCGGAGGCUUUACAGAUGAUUAAGGCCUAUGUUCAAAAGAGCAAUUCCAUCUCUGUUUCUGAACCAGCAAACCCACCAGCUCCAGGGGACGAAGAUAGCCAAGAGUAUGGGGAUUGGUCAGAUAUUGAGGCGAUAUACGCGGGCGAGUUUUCUCCUGCAACGAAGCCUCAGGCAAUUGAACAUAUGGAGAAGGUUCUUUACCCAGCUGUGUCCCAGCUUGUAUCUAACUGUUUUGGUGAGGAUCACUGCCCUGAAGAUGCGGUCCUCCUAAGUGUCGUCGAUUGUUGGACUUCUAUCGCACAAGUACUGGUGAAGUAUGGAUUGCGGCACUGGGAAAAUUACCUUAGUCCUUACGAUGGUGGUUCUUGGGCAGUACUCCGAAACACAGUGCAGACUAGAAAGUUCACGCCUAAGUUCUUAGCAAGCUGCAUUGAGAAAGAUGCUCGAUUCAUGUCUGAAUGCAAGAUGCAGGUCUUCGGGAUGUGGAUGUCAAGUUUAGUGGAGCGGGUAUCGAUGCUGAAAUUCCAGCAUUCUUUGACAGAGGCGCUGUUGAAUUGCGAUUCGACCAACACUCUGCUGAAGAACCUACCAUUCUCCGUGGAUAGAGCGGACGGGCGAUACUCAAUCACGCUGGAAGACCUCAGUCAACGUCGGUUAUCCCUCAUAUCAAGUGUACUUUCAAAUAUGCGCGCGCACAUUCAAGAUCUGGAGAGUACGGCAAGUCGAACGCUUCCAAGUGAAAAGCAAGAGUAUCGCGAACUCAUCCAGACGAUGAUGUCCUCCAUGAAGGCAAAUUACCAGGAGCUGGGCAACAGCACAACAGGUGCACAAGGGGCCUACGUUGAUUUUGUCCACCGAAUUGUUGGAUUCUUACAGCAGCAUACGAGGGAUAUCUGUCCCAUUGACCCGUUCUUUACCGACCCUGCCUCUUUUCCUUUGCCUUCGACAGACCCGACUUAUAUUGUUGCACGAUUGAAGGGCUACGAGCCGAAGCUUUCGUCCGAAAAGGUUGUAAAGACACUGAUCGUGUUCGUUCAAGGCAUUACAGAGCGUGCCGCUAUUGAUGGUCAACAGGUCUAUCUUGUUGACCAGUUGCAAGCCGCCAUAGCACAUACUUAUGAAGCGGGAGAUCCCACUAGGCCAACCCUGAGAGCAGCCUUGUUGCAAUCCGUGUUUCCAGCUUACCUCCAAACGGCUUUCUGCAACCCCAGUGCAUGGCUUCUUAGUCAACCAAUCAUACAGACCAUAUCACUCACCUUUAAGGAGCUCCUCUUUCAUAUGGAUAGCACAGAUUUGGACUGCGUCUCAUCAAUUAUAGGUAUCUUAAGCUCGGUCUUUCAGUCCUCAUACCAUGCUCUGUACACCAUCAUUGGCAGUGCUAGUAUGCUCAAAGAACCGCCAGUGGUAAUCACCGUUACUUCUUUCAUCGAGAUGAUAACAUCGUCUCUGCGAGUUGUUGACUACAUUUAUCGAGCCACUGACACAGGAGAGAAAAUCAUAUCCCAAAUACUGGCAUUUCGACAGUUGAUACUCUUCAGCCUGUCUUUCCUACAUGGCCAGCUACACAUAAGUGACCCUGAAGAUAUCGCCCACCCAUCCAAUAUCUUCCUGGCAGAAAAUGCACCUACCAACGUGCCAAAGUUCUUCAACGAAGUUCGUAUUUCUGCUACCAGCGGACUUCAGACUUAUAUCAAUGAGAACUGGUCUCGACACCAAGGUAAAUACUACUUCACUCGACGUGGAGGCCACCAACCGCUGGAGGUUAGCCUUGAGCCACCCAUGGCUACAAACCUGGAGAAUUCCCCGAUGGCGAUAUUCGACGAGGCUGCCCAGAAUUUCUUGGGUACGCUACGGGCUCUGGGCUCAUUUGAUGAUUUUCAUUAGCAUACAUUGAUACCUACCGGGAAAUAUAUAGGGAUACCUUCCUUUAGAGGCGUAUAGGGCAUGGUACGGUUUGCAUAUGGUGUUUUGGCUUCGGAUGGACUUCAUGACGACUGUAAUCAUAUCGCACCUCAUAGCAUGGCCAUGUACUUUAUAUGAUUGGUUGGAUAGUCGAGAGACGAUGACUGGAUUUAUUAAUGACUACUUUAACUCUCAUCACGUAUAGCAUCCAAAAACAAGCGCCUUCUGUCGUUCAUGCAAAGAAAUCACAUUAU